AUGGAUCCCUCGCCGACUUUGAUGCGGAUAUUCUGGCCAUGUGGCCUCCCACGGAAGGAGAACUCAGGAUUGUUGAUAGGCUGGCGAAAUUCGGAGUAUGAUAUAUUCGUGGUUGCUCUGCUGAACGCUAAGGAUAGCAAAGCAAUCGAUCAUGCUCUCCGGAACGGUGCUAUCUUCACAAAGCCUGUUGGGUCCCUUACAAAGCUCUUCCAAAUGAGCAAACGAACCAGACUCCACGUUCUAGGCACACUGAACGGCCAGCAACCAAAGAAGUUUGAAGCACGUCACAUCCACGCCACACUCACCGAAAGUUGUCCAUACCCUGCGAUAUAUUGUCCCAAGGAAACGAAUGUUACAGUGCAGGUCAUUUUGUUUGAUAUGCCGUCACCAUGGCGGAUGCAGUAUAUGUCUCUGAAACCCAUCUCACUAGCGUUAGAUGAAGAAACGUCUACGGUUAAGGUGGAAGAGGAGAAGGAAGCUCAAUAUGUGAAACCUUUACAUGGUCAACUUUCAGAUAAAAUUAGACUGCAUUCGGUACGAAAACACCGGCUAACGGUGAAAGAGGAGUCACUAGAUGCGAUAAUUGGGCAGAUCAACUGUUCGUGGGAGAUGUCCACCCUACUCAACGAUAACGUAAGGUACCGGAUUGGGCGGUCGAGAAGUAUGAGCGUUAGCGAAAGGGUUGUUGAAUCCGCUACAAAUCUUGGAGAGCGAGCCGUUAACAGGCUUUGGAGCUUGGUACUCUUAGCGUAUCCGCUACUGAUACGGUGUUUCGUUGCCUUGUUGACAGUCCAAAGGGCUGCGAAUGAAGUCGUCCUUCGAAUUGUGGAGUGGAGGCCGAAACCAGAUCUUGCCGCCCUGAAGGAUGUUUCCGCGACGGCGCAGCAGUUGGAUAUCAGGCUCCAGCAAUUAUGCUACUGGCCGACUCAGUAUAGGAAACUGAGGAAACGGAAAGGAGAUCUAGAGAGCGCCAACUCUGUUCACCCUGAUUAUAUACGAUUUUACAACAGCUUGUGGCUGGUUGCAAAUGAUGUGAUUAUUGGGAUUGCACUAGGAACUUUCCUCAUUGAAAACUCCACUGGUGUGGCUGAUUGGCUGGAUGCCUUACUAAGAACGUAUACGAUUGAUGGAUUGCACGAGACAAUAUCCUGGUUGCGAGGGAAACCAGCUGGUUUGAAACUGAAUAAAGAACUUGCUUUCUUCCUCGGUGAUCUCUUUCUAUGGGUUGUGGACUACUGGGCAGGAUCGAUGGCGAGCGUGCGGCCUCAUCUAGCUAGGUUGAUCUGGGUUAUCGGGUUCUCGAGUUUCGCGGGCGCCACGAUGCCAAUCUCGAUAUUUUCGGAUCUACUUUCGGUCUUGACCUUACACAUUUACUCGUUUUACAUUGCCUCAGCGCGGAUAUAUCACUGGCAGCUCACAACGAUCAUCUCACUGUUUCACCUAUUUCGUGGGAAGAAACGCAAUGUGCUACGGAACCGUAUCGAUUCGUGCGACUACGAUAUCGACCAGUUACUCGUCGGCACCAUCCUAUUUACGCUCUUGUUUUUCCUGUUGCCUACCGUGUUAGUGUACUACCUCACGUUUGCGGUGGCGAGAAUGAUCAUAAUCGGUAUCAAAGCCGGGUUGGAAACGCUUCUGGCAUGCCUGAACCAUUUCCCACUCUUCGCACUGAUGUUGAGGACAAAGGAUUCGAAGAGAAUGCGAGCAUAUAUCUUACGUUCUGUUGAAAUCAGUGCCUCUGUCCUUUAG
Orbilia oligospora ATCC 24927 is the source of this 1749-nucleotide messenger RNA. RefSeq lists its product as uncharacterized. Bases 1 to 1749 code for a protein of 582 amino acids. Gene Ontology annotation, biological process: GPI anchor biosynthetic process. NCBI's taxonomy places the organism in Eukaryota, Fungi, Ascomycota, Orbiliomycetes, Orbiliales, Orbiliaceae. The record is from RefSeq and is a predicted model, not a curated record. Gene Ontology annotation, cellular component: endoplasmic reticulum; membrane. The transcript is spliced from 6 exons.